AUGAAGAACCUCGUUCCCGAUCACUCUGAAGCUCUUUCUGAAGUCCAAACCCAUGAACCGAUUACUUCGUUCAAAUCAGGGUUGACGACUCCCUGGAUUUUCCUCCAACCCACGACUGAGUUGAAAACUACUAUCACUGGCUCUGUGAAGUACUAUUUAGAUUCGUUGGCUUCGUCGGUCGGCGAUUCCCAAUGUGCACGCCAACGCAGGAAUAGAAAGCGCAAAAGGUCCGAAGUUGAGGAAAGUUCUACAAGCCAGGCCCUGCAGCUCAAGCAACUUUAUGUCGAUGGCUUUACUUCUGACCAGAUAUGGCAACAAGCCCUGAGAAUCCUUGAUUCUUCAGGUGGUGAGGUUGAGCGGGAUUUUACUUGGUGGUCUGCAGUGUCCAAACCAUACGACCCGCCCCUGACCUCAACUUAUGAUUUGGCUCUUGAUGACGCCGAAUUAGAGGGCAGCAACCUCGACUCUCAGUCAGAGACCGAUCUUACCCGAUCGAGUAUCGAUGAUGACGACCUUAGUUCAGUACACGAUCACUCUGAAACCUCCCCCCACGAUGAUUCAGACGUCGAAGAAGACAUUGAAAAAUUAUCCGACAAUAUUCCCGGAAACGACAUCGACGAAGGUGAACAAGAAACGUAUGUGGAGGAUCCCUUCGGCUUGAAUGAUGGUUUCUUCUCGAUAGAUGAUUUCAACAAGCAAUCGGAACUACUCGAAAGACAAGACGUUAGUGGUGGUCCAGACAAUGAUUUUGAGAGCGAGGAUGAUGAUAUCGAUUGGCACGCAAAUCCUCUUAGCCUUGAGGACGAUUCCGAUAUGGACGAAGAUAAUGUCUAUGCCACAAACUCCGGAGGCGAAGGUUGGAUAAACACUAGCGACAUAAAGUAUUCUGACUUCUUCGCGCCUCCUCCGCGUAAAGUUACUCGCAAAAAGUCUCGCUCCCUUCCCAAAACUCAGCCUGAUAUUGCUAUUACCAACGACGACGUUGAUCGUGCCAUGGCUGAUGUUCGCCGUGAUCUCUUUGAAGACGAACCUUCCGGUGAAGACAGUGAUGAACAUGAAGUAGCGCGAGGAUCUCAGAUCAAUUAUUCUAGUCAUGAGAAGCAGCGUGCUCGCAUUGCUGAUGAGAUUCGCCGUUUGGAGGCUGCAAACGUUGCCAAGAAGGAUUGGAUGCUAGCUGGUGAAGCCAGGGCUGUCGAAAGGCCUGUGAACUCGCUUAUUGAAGAAGACCUGGAUUUCGAAAGAAUCGGAAAGCCCGUGCCAGUCGUCACAGCAGAGAUGUCAGAGGAUAUUGAAGAGCUUAUCAAGCGUCGGAUUCUCGCCAAACAAUUUGACGAAGUAAUACGACGUCGCCCUGGUGUUUCCGACGCACUGAGCGCACGGGGAAGCCGUCCUGAAUUGGAAGAUACCAAACCCCAGCAGAGUCUUGCUGAAUUAUAUGAGGCCGACCAUCUUCGUGCUACUGAUCCAAACUUCGUUGACCCUAAAAAUCAGAAGUUGAUCCGCGAGCAUGCUACUGUGACAAGUUUAUGGAAAGAGAUCAGCUCUCAAUUAGACACGCUCUCAAACUGGCAUUACAAGCCCAAGGCUCCGCAGGCAAGCAUCAAUGUUGUCACCGAUGUGGCAACAAUUACUAUGGAGGAUGCUCAGCCGACAGCCAGCAACGCUGUCAAUGGGACGGCAACCCUUGCGCCGCAGGAGAUCUACGCACCUGGCGACGAUAACAAAGUCGCUGGUGAAAUGAUUUUGAAGAAUGGAACGGCAAUCGCCAAAGAGGAAAUGACCCGGGAACAAAAGGCUAAGUUGAGGCGAGAGCACAAGAAGCAAAUCGCUAGCACCGCAAAAUCUCAGAAGACAGGGAAAGCGGCUGAGAAACAGCAGCUCAUGUCGGACUUGAAGAAGGGUGGAGUCAAAUUGAUUGGAAAGCAGGGCGAAGUGACGAAUAUCAAUGGCGGUAAAAUCAAAGAAGGUGUGAAGGAAGGUGGCCAUGUGCUCAAGCUUUAG
Molecule: messenger RNA, 2001 nt
Organism: Aspergillus niger
Lineage: Eukaryota; Fungi; Ascomycota; Eurotiomycetes; Eurotiales; Aspergillaceae
Exons: 2
Coding region: 1-2001 (666 amino acids)
Biological process (GO): rRNA processing
Cellular component (GO): sno(s)RNA-containing ribonucleoprotein complex; nucleus; Mpp10 complex
Source: RefSeq, a predicted model, not a curated record